AUGCCACCAAGGGCCAACCAGGCUCAGCGACAGAGACAUCUACAAACAGCUUCCCUUGACAACGGUUCCAACAGCGACCCCCCAUUCCAAUUCAGUAACACCACAGUUGCUGCUGCUGCUGCUGGCAAGCGACGUCGACACCCCACUCUUGCAAUUGCCACCCAUGAAGCGGAUGUGGAAAUCACUCAAGACAUCUUACCCCCACUGCUGGUCGCCGUCGUGCCACAAAGUCUCAAAGCCAUGCUCAAGCCAGGCCAGCAUGGCUCUCAGACUGUCAUGGCUGUGCAUUCUGGCCUGUUCCCUGCCCAUCCUGAUGCUGCCCAAGCCCGUUCCCGCUGUGCGAGCACCGACUCCCCUGCUGCCACACCGAACCGGCAUCUGACGCCAGUGGCCAUGAUGGAUCUGAUGAUGAAGACUCAAGUCGAAACAUCCCAUGACAGUCCACUCAGCCAUGACCCACUCAGCUGCAACCCAGCAACAAACCAGGAUUCCAAUCUGGCUUCUGAUGAACACCCCAGUUCCCCCAUUCCAUCCCAUGUGGAAUCUGUGGUAGUGCAUGGCGUUGCCAAUCUUGGGCCAAAGCUGCCUGUCAGGAAGAGGAAGCAGCAGGCAGAGGGUGAGCCAACAUCAAAAGAUGCCACACUGGAGUUUUGGCACCAGGGAGAUGAUGAAACCUUUUCUGUCAUCACUCAGUCCCGCAUUGAAUUCCUGGCUCAUUGCAGGGAACCCUUGGUCCCUAGCUUAGAUGGGACAGAGCAGGUUGAGAUGGCAACACAACUUAUGGAUGGGUUCAAGUAUGUUUGGCACAACCAUGCUUCAAAGGAGGGACCGUAUGAAAACCCUGUGAUUUCCGAUGUCAUCACAGUUUUCUUCCAAUUCAAAUUUCAGUACAUCUCGCGGACCUUAGGUGAAUCAUAUCUGGAUGAAUUCAAGAACUUCAAUGACCACCAUGAGCUGAUUGCUCUUGCCCUCUCAGCAAUUCAUUGUGCACUUGAGACUAUUGCCAAUGAUAAAACCGAGUUUUCGGCUUCACAGUUCAGCUUCAUUCACGAGAACCACUUGAUUGACAUUGAGGAGUUCUCGGUUAAGAAGUCAAAGAGGUGGGCACGUAUCUGUACCGAGCUGUUUUGGAAGAUGGCAUGA
Cantharellus anzutake is the source of this 1143-nucleotide messenger RNA. RefSeq lists its product as uncharacterized. Bases 1 to 1143 code for a protein of 380 amino acids. Lineage: Eukaryota; Fungi; Basidiomycota; Agaricomycetes; Cantharellales; Hydnaceae. The transcript is spliced from 9 exons. The record is from RefSeq and is a predicted model, not a curated record.